Aspergillus sclerotioniger CBS 115572 is the source of this 1001-nucleotide messenger RNA. RefSeq lists its product as uncharacterized. Bases 73 to 696 code for a protein of 207 amino acids. Lineage: Eukaryota; Fungi; Ascomycota; Eurotiomycetes; Eurotiales; Aspergillaceae. The record is from RefSeq and is a predicted model, not a curated record. The transcript has a single exon.
CUUUAUUUCAUUCUAGAAAAUAUAACCAUCUAUACAUCCACAUUCCACCUCCAUCAAAGUGAAACCAGAACAAUGGCAACCCUAACCCCCAUAAACCUCCACCAUCCCCCGGAAUACACCCUCCUCCAGCACCACCGCACCAUCUGCGGCUGGCACUCCACCGACGAUGUCCUCCUCUCGUGGCGCGAAAAGCAAGACGCCGGCUUAAAGUCCUUCUUCUGGAUCACCAUCCCCAACCCCGAGCCUAAUGAAUCCUCUACCCCCAUCCACGCAGGUCACAUCUCCCUAGACUCCUACGCCGAUCCACCAGACCCUGAUCUCGCCCGUGCCGAUCGAUCCAUUCUCACUAUUCAGACAUUCUUCAUUCUGCCUGAGUAUCGGGCUGGUGGACUGGGACGGGAAGCGAUGACGCUGGUGGAGGCGUUGGCUACGAAAGAGCCGUAUGGGAGUCCGAGGUGCGAGUAUCUUACCGUGAAUACCACGAGUAAGGGGUAUUAUGUUGAUGGGGCGGGGGAGAAGAGGAGGCAGAUGUUGAGGGUGAAGCAGGAGGAGGAAGGGGGGUUUCCGGUGGUUUUGUGGUAUGAGAGGUUAGGGUAUGUUUGGUGGAAGACGGAAGAGAGGUAUAAAUAUGUGGAUGGGGAGAAAGGGGAGGAGGUUUGGAUUGAGGCGGAUUUUUUGAGGAAGAGAGUUGGGUAGGAGUUCUCGGAGAAGGAGUGGGUGGGGUGAGGAUAGGGGUAUAGUCGGGGUGGAGGUUAAUGUUGGUCGUGUACGGAGUAUCUCGGUCUGAAUAGAGGCCGAUUGUGUCAGUCUCGAUGGCUUGACUUAUCGGGUUAAUAGGGGUGUAUCGGCAGUUGGAUGUGUCCAAUGGGGGUGGUGACAGUAUGACAGUCGGAUAGACGACUGUCACAGGGGCUAGAUCGGGCCCAAUGCUUCCAUAUUGUCCUAGAAUAAGACUUAGAGCACAUGUCAUGUUAGGCCAGCCAAUAGUUGAUGAUCACAGA